AUGGCCUACCCUCCCGGCAGCGCGUGGGCCGCGGCGUCGCUCAAGGACCGCUACAGCUGUGAAUUCGGCUCGCCCAAGUACCUGGCGUUGUGUAGCCUGGGCGGCGUGCUGAGCUGUGGCCUGACGCACCUGGCCAUCGUGCCGCUGGACCUGGUCAAGUGCCGCAUGCAGGUGGACCCGGUCAAGUACCCGGGCCUGCUGAGCGGCUUCGGCGUGACGCUGCACGAGGAGGGCGCUGCCGGCCUGGUGCGAGGCUGGGCGCCCACCCUGCUGGGCUACUCCAUGCAGGGCCUCUUCAAGUUCGGCCUGUACGAGCUGUUCAAGCUGCGCUACGCCGAGCUGCUGGGCGCCGAGGCGGCCUACGAGUGGCGCACCACCCUCUACCUGGCGGCCUCGGCCAGCGCCGAGUUCUUCGCUGACAUGGCGCUGGCGCCCAUGGAGGCGGUGAAGGUGCGCGUGCAGACGCAGCCCGGCUUUGCGGGCACGCUGCGGGAGGCGGCGCCCAAGAUGCUGGCCGAGGAAGGCCCGCGGGCCUUCUACAAGGGCGUGGGCCCGCUGUGGCUGCGCCAGAUCCCCUACACCAUGAUGAAGUUCGCCUGCUUCGAGCGCACGGUGGAGGCGCUCUACAAGUACGUGGUGCCCAAGCCGCGGAGCCAGUGCAGCAAGGCCGAGCAGCUGGGCGUCACCUUCGUGGCCGGCUACGUGGCCGGCGUCUUCUGCGCCGUGGUCUCGCACCCGGCCGACUCGGUGGUGUCGGUGCUCAACAAGCAGAAGGGCAGCUCCGCGCAGGCCGUGCUGCAGCAGCUCGGGCCGCUGGGCGUCUGGAAGGGGCUGGGGCCGCGCAUCCUCAUGAUCGGCACGCUCACGGCCCUGCAGUGGUUCAUCUACGACGCGGUCAAGGUCUACUUCCGGCUGCCGCGGCCCCCGCCCGCCGAGAUGCCCGAGUCCCUGCGCAAGAAACUGGGGCUGUCGCGCGACGACUGA
Molecule: messenger RNA, 984 nt
Organism: Dromiciops gliroides (monito del monte)
Lineage: Eukaryota; Metazoa; Chordata; Mammalia; Microbiotheria; Microbiotheriidae
Product: phosphate carrier protein, mitochondrial-like
Exons: 2
Coding region: 1-984 (327 amino acids)
Biological process (GO): mitochondrial phosphate ion transmembrane transport
Cellular component (GO): mitochondrial inner membrane
Molecular function (GO): phosphate transmembrane transporter activity
Source: RefSeq, a predicted model, not a curated record